UGACAGGUUUUCCCGUUUAUUCCCACGCUUGAGUUAUUCCUCUAAUCUUCCUCCAUUGUAAGAUUUUGUUCUUGACGCAGAAAAGGCCUUUCACUUGCAAGCAACUCUCGUGUGUGGUCUACUCCGAAUUUCUUAGUAAACCAUCCGUGUCGGCAUUUACAGUCAUUCUCUUUUCGGCUUCCGGGGACCACUAAUACCGGUUGGAAGUUCAGGUUGACGAACGACAGCGAAGCUUACCAGUUCUGUGCUAUUGAAGAUGCUUUCUGCUCGUCUGACCCUCAGGCGGGCACCUAUCCAUCGUUUUAACCGCGUAAUGUCCUCAUCAACUGCAGGAGUAGCUGCUCUUCCUCUACAACAGACUUCCAUAGAAGUAGAAGAAGCCCAGUUUCAAGAGAGAAUUUCGGAAGUGAACACGUUCUUCUCGCAACCCCGGUUCAAGUCCACUAAGCGGACGUACUCCGCCUCGGACAUCGCGUCGAAGCAAGGAUCAUUACCUGUUCUUCCCCUCCCCUCCAAUCUGCUUGCCGACAAACUUCAUGCAAUCCUUUCUAAGGCUGCUGAUGCCGGAAAGCCCGUUCUUACGAUGGGAGCUAUCGACCCAGUCCAGAUGACCCAAAUGGCUCGUCAUCAAGAAAUUGUUUACGUUUCGGGAUGGGCGUGUUCGAGUGUGCUUACGACGGGAAAUAACGACGUUGGUCCGGAUUUCGGUGAUUACCCUUACACUACCGUACCCAACCAAGUUCAUCGAAUAUUCCGCGCACAGCAGCUCCAUGACAAGAAACAUUACGAUGAACGCAUCUCAGCUACCCCCGAGCAGCGGAAGAAGAUGGAAUACGUAGAUUAUCUCAGACCUAUCAUCGCCGACGCUGAUACUGGACACGGUGGACUAUCAGCAGUGAUGAAAUUAACUAAACUUUUCGCUGAAUCUGGUGCAGCAGGGAUUCACUUCGAGGACCAAUUACACGGUGGCAAAAAGUGCGGGCACCUAGCGGGAAAGGUUCUCGUUCCGUCAUCCACCCACACUUCGCGUCUCAUAUCGGCCCGCUUCCAACUAGACUUGAUGAAAUCUACUGUGCUCAUUAUCGCAAGGACGGACGCAGAAUCUGGCAAGCUGAUAUCGUCCACGGUUGAUGUGGAUGACCAUGAGUUCCUCAUGGGCACGACCGUUCCUGGAAAACCCUUGGCAGAGUUGAUUGCGGAAGCCGAGAUAAAAGGAGCUUCAGGAGAAGAAAUCAACCGAAUUGAGAAGGUGUGGACAGAAGAGCAUCAUUUAGUAACCUUCGGCCAAGCCGUGGAAGCUGCAAUCAAGGAAUCUACCAUCAGAGACAAGGAAAGCGCUUACAAAGCAUUUGUGGCUGCGACGACCGGAAAGUCCAUCGCAGACGCGAGAGAGGUUGUGAAGGAUAUCUUGGGAGCAUCGGUAUUUUGGGACUGCGAAACGCCUCGCACGCGAGAAGGGUACUAUCAUAUGACUGGUGGUCUCGCUCCUGCAAUUAAGAGGGCUACAAUAUUCGCUCCAUACGCCGACCUGAUCUGGCUGGAAACAAAAACACCGAAUAUCGAAGAAGCUAGAUACUUUGCUAGAAAGAUUCGGGAAAAACAUCCUGGCACAUGGUUCGUUUAUAAUUUGAGCCCUAGUUUCAAUUGGUCAGCGCAUGGGUUCUCCGAAACUGACCUCAAGAACUUCUGUUGGGAGUUGGGCAAAGAGGGUUUCGUCCUGCAGUUGAUCUCCUUAGCCGGAUUACACAGCAAUGCCACAGCAACAGCCGAGCUUGCUGCUCGUUACAAGGAAGAUGGUAUGCUCGCCUAUGUCCAACUCGUGCAGCAAAAGGAAAAGGAAAUCGGCUGUGAUGUUUUGACGCAUCAGAAAUGGAGCGGCGCAAAUUAUAUUGACAAGAUAUUGCAAAGUGUGUCCUCUGGCUCGUCGAGCACCUCUGCCGUCGGAAAGGAUUCUACCGAAACCUCAUUUUAGUCUUCCCACUGUAUGUAUCUUCACCAAGUCAGGAAAGAAUAUAUUACUCUAAGUGAA
Marasmius oreades (fairy-ring Marasmius) is the source of this 2029-nucleotide messenger RNA. RefSeq lists its product as uncharacterized. Bases 257 to 1972 code for a protein of 571 amino acids. Gene Ontology annotation, molecular function: isocitrate lyase activity; methylisocitrate lyase activity. The transcript is spliced from 13 exons. The record is from RefSeq and is a predicted model, not a curated record. NCBI's taxonomy places the organism in Eukaryota, Fungi, Basidiomycota, Agaricomycetes, Agaricales, Marasmiaceae. Gene Ontology annotation, cellular component: mitochondrial matrix.